Episyrphus balteatus (marmalade hoverfly) is the source of this 2963-nucleotide messenger RNA. RefSeq lists its product as uncharacterized. The record is from RefSeq and is a predicted model, not a curated record. The transcript has 2 exons. The coding region runs from base 1 to 2484 and encodes 827 amino acids. Lineage: Eukaryota; Metazoa; Arthropoda; Insecta; Diptera; Syrphidae.
AUGAAGAACUUCUUUCAACACAUCAAAUUCAAAUACGACAUUGAAACAUGUAUCACACUGAAGCAUUAUAGCAAAGAAAAACAAAAGCUGGCAAAACAAAAACAAAGAUUAAUUUACCUACUUACCUGCAGAGACUAUGGAUUAACACCUAAACAUCUUACCAAUACUACAAUAAAGUUAAGUCAACUCUUCACUACGCAAAGAAUAUUAAAUCAAGUAAGCAAAAUAGAACAAAAACUUCACACUAAAAUUCUAAAUCUAGAAAUAACACAAACUAAUCUGACCAUUAAGACAAUAGAAAAGAACAUAAUCCACACAAACAAUAAAAUCAAAUCUAUACUCAAUGAAUAUGAAUACAAAACAUUUACCACCAAACAAACAUAUUUAUUCAAUUCCAUCACAGCAAAAACAAAAUUAACACAUUCAUCAAAAAUUGAUAAACUUAAAGAAAAAUUAGUUAACCAAAUUGGUAUAACGUUUAACGAAGAAUGGUUUGUCAAUAAAACAGAUAUAGAGUUUCCGAACGAAGUAAAGUGGUUACUUUCAUUGGGAAACAAAUUCGCUUUACCCAUCACUUCAACAAAUUUCUCACCGAUCCAUAUUAUAGCCGACAUUGAACAAGCUAUCCAAUCAAUAGAAGAUGAUUCAGAAAAAGAUGUUUCUAGAUCGAAAAUUGCUAAUAAAAUAUCAGACUAUAAAAGAAGAUUUAAGAAUACACAAAAAGAAAGGUUCAUUUUAAAAGUACACAAAACAACAACACAAUUUCUAAACAAUCAUAAAAACACCAUUAUAGUUACAAAAGCCGACAAAGGAAACAAAACGGUUAUAAUGUACAAAAAAGAUUAUUUUGAUAAAAUGAACACACUACUUGAAGACAAAAAUACAUACAAAACAAUAAGAGUUGAUCCAACACAAAAAUUACAAGCAACAAACAACACACUAGUAAAUGAAUUGUUCAAAAAUGAAUACAUUGACCGUUUCCAAAAAAACAAAUUACAUUGUUCAGCAUCUAUUGCUCCAAGACUAUACGGUCUCCCAAAAAUUCAUAAACCAGGUCUUCCACUUCGUCCAAUAUCAUCCUCAAUGAACGUACCUUGUUACAGUCUGUCCAAAUACAUCGGAACAGUUAUAAGAAACAUCGUAUCAGAAAACUAUAACAUAAAAAAUUCGUUCCAACUCCAAGAGAAAUUAAAAGAUAUAACUUUAGAUGAUGAUGAUGUUAUGGUAUCUUUUGAUGUUAUUUCUCUAUUUACAAACAUACCUACAUAUUUAGCCAUAAAAAACAUAUUAAAAGAGUGGAACAUAAUAAAAGACCACACAAAAAUACCGAAAACAAAAUUCCUCAAACUUCUUGAAUUUUGUCUAAGAGACAACAAUUAUUUUCAAUUCGAUGAAAAAUUCUAUUCCCAAACAUACGGAAUGCCGAUGGGAAAUCCGCUUUCUCCAACAGUAGCGGACAUCAUUCUUGACAAUCUUCUCGAUGACACCAUUGAACAUCUCAAUAAAAUAGGCAUAAAAAUGAAAUUCAUUGCAAAAUAUGUUGAUGACAUUUUUGCAAUCAUCAAAUUAAAGGACAUAGACACAAUUCUCAACCAGCUUAAUUCAUAUCAUAACAAGAUACAAUUCACAAUAGAAAACGAACACAACAAUAGCCUUCCAUAUCUUGACUUAUUAAUACAUCGAGAAAAUAACCAAAUAAUAUACAACUGGUAUGCAAAAGAAACUGCAUCAGGGCGAAUGAUUAAUUUUCACUCAAAUCAACCAACAAAACAAAAAAUAAAUACAGCGCAAAAUUUUAUCAACAAAGUCUUAGAUCUGAGUGACAAGAGAUUUGAAACAGACAAUAUAAGAAAAAUAAAAACAAUUCUAAAACUAAAUGACUACCCAAACUACAUUAUCAAUAACCUCUUUAAAUCAAGAACAGAAAAAUUAAAAACAAACCUAAACAAUAACAACAACAAUAAUACAAUAACAAAAUCCAACAACAAUACAAAAAAGUUUUUCUCGGUACCAUAUGUGCCCAAGCUCACUGACAACAGAAGCUUACAUCAAAUUAUACAAAAAGAAAAUAUAUCAUUUGCACACAAAUCAAAUUUCACGCUCAAACCAAUAUUUACAAACACAAAAUCAAAAAUACAAAAACAACAACAACAUAAUGUAGUUUAUGAAAUUAAAUGUAAUGGAAAAAAGAAUGAAAACUGUGAUUUAGUAUACAUAGGACAAACUAAGAGAAAUUUAGCAACGAGAUUAGCGGAACACGAAGCUGAUAUAAGAAAACAUAAAGAGACAACAGGGCUUUCACAGCACAUAACAACAAGCGGACACACGGUGGACUUCAAAAAUGUAACAAUACUGGAUAGAGAGCGCAAACUAAACACAAGAUUAACUCUGGAGAGUCUUAGAAUCCAACAACAAAUAAAGAGAACAAUGAACACAAAAGAAGACACCGAUAGCAUUAAACAAAGCUAUGCUGUAGCAAUUUAAUUAAAGUACCUGAUACCCAGCUGUGAUAUAAGUGUCAUAUUUGAAUUUUGCCGUCUCCGGGAUUUUUGCAAUAGGAGCAGAAGGGAAGCAAAUUAUACAUUAUGUUUUAGAAUAGUUAAAUAAGAAAGAAAAAAUAUUUGAAUGUAUUAAAUUAUUAAAUUGAACUUAUACAAAAUUAUACCAUCUAAUAGAUUGAAUAAAUACCCCUGAUGAAGUAAGGAAGCACUUACGAAACGUUGGGAAAAUAAUGGGAUAAAUUUGUUUUUAUUCGCAUUUUCUUUAUGUGGACCAAAACAGCCUAACAACAGUGGAAUAAUUACAUUAAAAAAUUGGUCAAAUUUAACAAAUAAUAUUAAUUCAUCGGAAGGCCCGCCGAAUUUACCAUCUUUAUAUAUAUUCAAUCAACAACAAAUUUACAAUGAAGAACUUCUUUCAACACAUCAAAUUCAAAUACGACAUUGAAACAUGUAUCACACUGA